CAUAUUCACAGCAACCAUUAACAAUUCUAUCAGCUGCAACACCAAAGUAAACGCCUACAGUUUUCUUCAAACCUCUCUCUCUCUCCCUCUCUCUGUCUGUGUGUAAAGAAAUAAGCUUUUCACCAUAUGCUUGUUAGUGUAAGGUGUUUGAUCAAAUGGUUGCAUUAAGAUGGCCUUCCUCGCCACCACACUUCCCAGUAAUGCAGACAUCUGCAGCUUGUUCAAUUCCACACCAGCUUCCACUCAGCAGCAACAAUAAGAAAGCUCAUAAACCUGUGGGGAUCAUGAUCAAAUCUUACUCUUGUUCCUCCUUCAAAAACAAGAUAUUCGAGAACCCAGUUGAGGGUAUAGUUUGUUAUACAGAUGUGAGAACUGGGGAAGUCAUUUGCGAAGCAUAUGAUGAAGGCCCUCGUUGUUUAGAUGACCUGCACCAGCGACAGAUUCCUGCUGCAUAUCGACAUCAUUCGUCGUCAAGGGAUGUGCAGAUCAUCAUCAACCUCCUUCAGCAGCGGCUUCUGCAGAUUGUUAAUGGCUCUCAUGGUGAUGAUGGUGAUCAAUAUCAGAGUGCUGGAGGUAUUUUUACCCCGCAAGAAGACCUUUCAAAGUCCAGCAGCGUAUAAACCAAGUCAUAUCACCACCGGCCAUCUAUUUAUGCGACCAACUCAUUAUACCUGCUUUCUGCCAAAACCUGUAUAUAAAUGUGAUAACAGAGAUGUACUUGGACUAGAUUUACAUUAUAAAUAUUCGUUGCUUUCAUUAAUUCUAUAACACAAGAACAAAUAUUUUUGUACAGAAACAAAGAUGAUUAUGAUGCCCCAUGCAUGGACAGAGGUAAUCCAAUA
Molecule: messenger RNA, 842 nt
Organism: Linum tenue
Lineage: Eukaryota; Viridiplantae; Streptophyta; Magnoliopsida; Malpighiales; Linaceae
Source: the annotation of a GenBank genome assembly